Messenger RNA from Enterobius vermicularis (human pinworm), 1029 nucleotides. The record is from the annotation of a GenBank genome assembly. NCBI's taxonomy places the organism in Eukaryota, Metazoa, Nematoda, Chromadorea, Rhabditida, Oxyuridae.
AUGUCGACGACGUACGGUAUUCAAACUGAUGCCAUCACCCUUCAACGUUAUGUACUAUUGGAACAAAUGAAAUGCCCAUCCGCCAAAGGUGAUAUGACACAUCUAUUAACAUGUCUGCUCACUGCAAUAAAGGCCAUCUCAUCAGCUUCACAGAAAGCAGGGAUUGCGAAACUCUAUGGUAUCGCUGGUUCAACUAACGUUCAAGGAGAAGAAGUUAAAAAGCUUGAUGUUUUAUCAAACUCGCUUAUGAUCAAUAUGCUUAAGUCGUCGUAUAAUACGUGUUUUAUGGUAUCUGAAGAGAAUGAAGAACUUAUUGUGGUCGACAAGGCACAACGAGGGAGGUAUAUCGUGACCUUUGAUCCACUUGACGGAUCGUCUAAUAUUGACUGCCUUGUUUCCGUAGGAACCAUAUUCGGCAUAUACAAAAUGGAAAGCAAAGAAGAGCCAACAUUAGCAGAUGUACUUCGUCCUGGUCGCGAAAUGGUUGCAGCUGGAUACGCCCUCUACGGAUCUGCUACCAUGGUGGUAAUUUGUACCGGUCACGAAGUGAACGGCUUUACACUUGAUCCGUCAAUAGGAGAAUUUGUUUUAACCCAUCAAAAUAUGAAGUGCAAGCCUCGCGGCAAUGUAUAUAGUGUAAACGAGGGUUAUUCCGCACAAUGGUCAAGGGGUAUCAAAGAAUAUGUGGAAUCCAAGAAAAACCCCCCAGAUGGAAGUAAACCUUACACCCAACGUUAUGUCGGAUCAAUGGUAGCAGAUAUACACAGAACGCUACUUAAUGGAGGAGUAUUUCUUUAUCCCGCGACUAAAAGCAACAAAGAUGGGAAGCUCCGCCUACUAUACGAAGGAUACCCAAUGGCUUAUCUUUUGGAACAUGCAGAUGGCGCAGCAACCACCGGAACUAUGCCCAUUCUUGACAUCAAGCCAACCCACAUCCAUCAACGAUCACAAAUUAUUUUGGGCUCAAAAGAAGACGUGGCAGAAGCCAUGGAAUAUAUCAAAAAAUAUGAUCUUACUCCAGAACAGUAA